Messenger RNA from Pogonomyrmex barbatus (red harvester ant), 1556 nucleotides. RefSeq names its product WD repeat-containing protein WRAP73. NCBI's taxonomy places the organism in Eukaryota, Metazoa, Arthropoda, Insecta, Hymenoptera, Formicidae. The record is from RefSeq and is a predicted model, not a curated record. Gene Ontology annotation, cellular component: MWP complex; microtubule organizing center. Gene Ontology annotation, molecular function: protein binding. Gene Ontology annotation, biological process: microtubule anchoring at mitotic spindle pole body.
GUUUCAAAUGGCCACUAACUUCAACGAAGACAAGAUUUUUCGAAUAAACAAUCGACUAUGCCACUUUUCGAACAAUGGUGCAUUUCUAGCAGUGGCAUUCCAAACAAAUCUGCUUAUAAAGAAUACAAAAACUCUUGAUACUUAUCGAUCGUUUGUAUUCGCGGAUGUGAUACAGUAUAUGGAAUGGUCUUUAAACAGCGAAUAUAUUCUUUGUGCGAAUAUAAAAAAAGCUAUCGUUCAGGUAUAUUCACUACACUAUCCUCAAUGGAAAUGUAAACUUACUGAAGGCAGUUCAGGUUUGCAAAGCGUUACCUGGUCUCCAGAUAAUAAACAUAUUUUUACUUUAGCAGAUUUUAAUAUUCAAAUAUCUAUUUGGAAUUUGGAAGACCAGAGUGUAUCAUACAUACAGAAUUUAAAAACAUCUUCCUUCAAUAAAUUACAUUUUGACCCUAAUGGUAAGAGAUUAGCAGUAAUAAUUACAGAAGAAGAUCAAGAUAAAGUGGAGAUUUAUAAAACUGAUAACUGGAAGAUAAGUCGAAAACUUAUCUGCGAUCGUUUACGUAGCAUUGACGGAAUCCGCUGGUCACCGAAUAAUGAAUUAUUAUGCAUAUGGUGUUCUUCUCCCGCUGAACCUAAAUUGAUCGUCUAUUCCACCGUGUGGGAGAAACCCGUGACAGCGUUUUCCCCAUCGGAAAGGAUAGAGUCGUCUGAACCGUGCAAUUAUGGAAAAGAGCUGAGAGGAAUUGAAAACAUUGAAUGGAUUCCCAGUGGACAGUUAUUGGCUGUAAUUGGUUUUAACGAAGUGAUCAUUCUUCUCAAUUACAUCACAUGGCAACCACUAUCAAAAUUAUAUAUGGAUCCAGUAAUCAGGGAUUGUAAUUACUUAACGAAAGUAUAUAAAGAAUUUGCUGAUUCGGAGAAAGCUUCCGAUAAACGUUUUGCAUCGUGCGAGGAACGCAUUUUACGUGAAAUAUACGAGCGACCUGUAUGCAUAGAAAUUGGGAAGAAGGACAAUAAUGACAAUUUUUCAGUAGCAAAGAUGAAGCUAUUUGAAUUUAGCACAUGCGGCCAAUAUUUAGCCUUGAAACAUGAGCUUUAUCCUACUACAUUAUGGAUAUGGGAUAUCUAUACAGAUUAUUUGGAUUAUUUACUACUUGAAAAUUCCAUUACAGCUGUUAAAUGGAGUCCUGUUCAAUCACGAUUGCUUGUACUCUCUGAAUGUACACGCGUAUACGAAUGGACCCAAAAAGGCGUUAACUCUUUACCAAUGUCUAAAAAUAUGUCAAUUGUCGAUGCACAUUGGCAUCCUACAGGAGAAAAAGUUGUAUUAUGCGGUUAUAACAAAGCAAUGAUUUAUGAAAUCCCAAAUCUGAAUGAUAAUAGUUAGAAUAAUAAUUUUAUUGUAAAUUUGUUAUAUAUUUAUAUAUAAUACGAAUAUUAAUAUAUACACGUUAAAGUAUCUUCAAGCUUGUGGCAUCUGGCAAGUAUAUUAGAAGUAAGACAUCAAUUUUUAUACAUCAUUUUACUGUAAUUUAUUAUAUAUGUAAUUAAUUAAU